Messenger RNA from Didymella exigua CBS 183.55, 1750 nucleotides. RefSeq names its product 26S proteasome non-ATPase regulatory subunit 3. Gene Ontology annotation, cellular component: proteasome regulatory particle, lid subcomplex; proteasome complex. Lineage: Eukaryota; Fungi; Ascomycota; Dothideomycetes; Pleosporales; Didymellaceae. Gene Ontology annotation, molecular function: enzyme regulator activity. Gene Ontology annotation, biological process: ubiquitin-dependent protein catabolic process; regulation of protein catabolic process. The transcript is spliced from 2 exons. The record is from RefSeq and is a predicted model, not a curated record. The coding region runs from base 112 to 1629 and encodes 505 amino acids.
GCCUCCAACCCGCCAGCGCCGCCCUCACAGUCUCCCCUCCUCCAUCCGCUCCUCCCUCGCCGCCUUCACCGCCCACCCACACCUCUCGUCUCUCACAUGACCGCGGCAGCCAUGGCCGACAGCAUGGAAGGCGUCGUCGCAGCGGCGGAGAAGCCCACGGCCGAGCAGACGGAGCAUCAGACCAUCGCCGACAUCCGCGCCAACUUUGCGCUGCUCGAGCGCGCCGUUGCCCAGUUCGACUCGCGCUUCGCGCUGCGCGCGCUGCGCUCCAUCUCGUCGCUCCGCACCCGCCUCACCGACCGCGUGCUGUGCUCCGUCAUCAUCCUGACCUACUCGCCCAACAAUGCCACGGCGCGCACCUUCAUCGAGUACAUCGGCAUGGACGGCGCCGCCAUCCAGAGCGUCGUCGCCCAGUACCGGGAGGAGGUGCAGGCAAACAAGUCCAGCGCCAAGGAGCCCAUCCCCGAGAUCGACGUCUACAUUGCCAUCCUGAUCCAGGUCUACCUGUACGAUCAGAAGGACCACGACGAGGGCGCCGAGUUUUCGGAGAAGCUGGUCGACAAGAUCCGCGACAUGAACCGCCGCACGCUCGACCCGCUGGGCGCAAAGGCCUACUUCUACUUCGCCCUCUUCACCGAGGAGAUGGACCCCAAGCCCCCGUCCAAGCAGUCGCCCGUCAUCGACAUCCGCGGCAAGCUGCUGGCCGCCAUGCGCAGUGCUGUUCUGCGCAAAGACCCCGACACCCAGGCCGCCGUCACCACGCUCCUCCUCCGUAACUACAUUUCGACCGCCGACAUUACACAAGCCGAUCUGCUCGUCGCCCAGACACAGUUCCCGCCCAACGCCCCAAACAACCAGGUCGCCAGGUACCUGUACUACCUUGGCCGCAUACGCGCCAUCCAGCUGUCCUACACCGAGGCGCACGAGCACCUCACCAGCGCCACACGCAAGGCGCCCUCUGGCAACGUGGCAACUGGCUUUUACCAGCAGGCCAUGAAGCUGUUGAUUGUCGUCGAGCUGCUCAUGGGCGACAUUCCCGACCGCGAUGUCUUCGGCCAGCCUCGCCUGGAGCGUGCUGUGGAGCCCUACUUCCGUCUGGUUCGCGCUGUCCGUGUCGGUGACCUGCAGGGCUUCCUAAAGGUCGUCCAGACACACUCCAAGGUCUUCCACAAGGACCAGACCUACACAUUGAUUCUCCGUCUGCGACAGAACGUCAUCAAGACCGGCAUCCGCAUGCUGUCGCUAUCGUACUCGCGCAUCUCCCUCCGCGACAUCUGCAUUCGUCUUGGCCUCGAGAGCGAGGAGUCGGCCGAGUACAUUGUCGCAAAGGCCAUCCGCGAUGGAGUGAUUGAGGCAUCCAUCGACCACGAGAAGGGGUUCAUGCAAACAAAGCAGGCAGGAGACAUCUACGCAACUCGCGAGCCCGGCGAGGCGUUCCACGACCGUAUCCGGGCUUGUCUGACGCUCCACGACGAGUGUGUCAAGGCCAUGCGCUACCCUAUGAACCAACACAGGCUGGAGCUGAAGAACGCUCAGGAGGCGAGGGAGCGUGAGCGCGAGCUGGCAAAGGAGAUUCAGGAGGGCGAUAUUGACGACGAUGAUGCGGGCGGUGACUUUGAUGGCUUGUGAAGCUGUAGAAGAGUAGCACGCAGAACUGGUGCUGUCUGGCAAGCAUGACACACGGGCCAAACGGUGACGCAAACACAGGUCACCCUAAUGAUGCACGAAUAGAAGAGCAUUGAUACGACCA